UACUGUCUGUGUUGUCAGAAAAUUUGAAUUUUCUAACUGUUUUAUGUUGAAAUGGAAUGUUAUUAGAAAUUUUAUUAGAUUGAAAAAUCAUAAUAUAUUGUUUAAUUGUUUUUAUUAAAAAAUGGAGUGCAACACUGCGUGCCUCGAUCCGUCGUUGGAAAAACAACUUACAGGUCAUCGUAGCAGUAUAACAGCAUUAUUUUAUAAUCGCAAUGAAAAACAAUUAGCUAGUAGCUCAUUGGAUAAUAGUAUUUUGCUAUGGGACCUAUGUGGUACCAUGAAAAGCUAUAGAUUUCAGGGCCAUGAAGAAGCAGUUAUGGAUGUAACAUUUUCACCAUCAGGGAAAUAUAUGGCUUCUGCAUCUCGUGACAGAACUGUCCGAAUAUGGGUGCCAACAGUCACAGGCAGUACAGGAGUGUUCAAAGCACAUUCACAAACUGUGCGAUCAGUUCAGUAUAGUCCAGAUGGAACCAAGAUAAUAACAGCAUCAGAUGAUAAGAUAGUCAAAGUAUGGUCAAGCGACAAGCACAAGUUCUUAGCUUCGUUCAAAGGGCAUACCAACUGGGUGCGAAGAGCCUCAAUGUCCAUUGAUGGUUCUGUGAUAGCAUCAUGUUCUGAUGAUAAGAGUACUAGGCUUUGGAACCCAGACACAGCAGAAUGUAUACACACAUUUAAAGAUCAGAAUAGUCAUGGGAUGUAUCUAGCUUGGCAUCCAUCUAGUUGUUAUGUUGCUGUGGGCACAUCUAAAGGGAAUAUAAAACUUUACGACAUAAGAACACAUAAUCUUGUUCAGUACUACAGUGUACACAAUGAUGCUGUGACCCAGUUAGCAUUUCAUCCUAGUGGUAGUUACAUAUUGACUGCAAGUAAAGAUGGUAAAAUGAAGAUCUUAGACUUAUUGGAAGGGCACCCAAUAUAUACUCUGUCUGGGCAUAGUGGUGAAGUAAAUGCCGUUUCCUUUUCUCCAAGUGGGCAAAGCUUUGCUUCAGCUGGUGAUGAUAAAAUGGGUGUGAAGAAGUGGUAUCAAUGUUAUCACAGUAAAAAGUAUCCUGUGACCAAUUUUGUACAUAUUGAUAAUGCAAUAGAAAUUACAAACAACUUGGUAAGAAAUGAGAGUUUCGAAGUAGGAGCUCCAAAUGCUAAUAGCACUACCAUAGAGUCAAUGUGGCAAAGUGAAAAUCGUACAUCCUCUAAACCUAAUUCUGCAACAGUCGGUAAUUCACAAAAUGUACUUGGUCCUUUGAAUUCACAACGUCAUAGUGAAGGCAAGUCAGCUGAAUUUUCUUCGUACAGUGUAGGACAUAUAAGUCAUAUUCCACGCACACCUCCCACCCCAGGCACUUAUACAGUACCCAAAAUCAUCAGCAAAUCAAUUGGGAUAGAAAAAAACAAUGAAGAUAUUUUUGGUAUGAUCAAACUAGGGGAUAAUGAUGUUUGUUACACAAGUGGAGCAAUAGAGUGGGUUGGACGGAAAAGAAGUUUUCCUAUUAACAGUGGUUUUAAAAUUAUCAGUCAAACCAAUAGACAGAUAAGUGAGCCUGCUGUGAAAAAGGUAAGAAGAUUGAACACAACUUAUACAAAUGGGUUGGAUAAAAUAAAGGAGUGUGAUUGUGCUGAUGUGUUACCAACUGUUAAUGCAAUUGUUGAUCACUUGAAUGCACUACAUGAAGCUGUGGAUCUUGUUGAUUUAAGGCUUAACACUCUGGAAGAUGCAAUUAGCAAGAAUGAUUAGAAUUAGUGAAGUUAUUGAUACAACUUGUGAUAUUUUAUUGUUAUGAUGGAGUCAUUAAAAAAUAUAGUAUUUAUUUAA
Molecule: messenger RNA, 1810 nt
Organism: Pararge aegeria (speckled wood butterfly)
Lineage: Eukaryota; Metazoa; Arthropoda; Insecta; Lepidoptera; Nymphalidae
Product: POC1 centriolar protein homolog A-like
Exons: 6
Coding region: 122-1732 (536 amino acids)
Molecular function (GO): protein binding
Source: RefSeq, a predicted model, not a curated record